Messenger RNA from Parus major (Great Tit), 5881 nucleotides. RefSeq names its product WAP, follistatin/kazal, immunoglobulin, kunitz and netrin domain containing 2 (gene WFIKKN2). Bases 2201 to 3913 code for a protein of 570 amino acids. Gene Ontology annotation, molecular function: serine-type endopeptidase inhibitor activity; receptor antagonist activity; transforming growth factor beta binding. NCBI's taxonomy places the organism in Eukaryota, Metazoa, Chordata, Aves, Passeriformes, Paridae. The record is from RefSeq and is a predicted model, not a curated record. The transcript is spliced from 2 exons. Gene Ontology annotation, cellular component: extracellular region. Gene Ontology annotation, biological process: negative regulation of transforming growth factor beta receptor signaling pathway.
AGCUAGCACAGACCUGGCUGUCUGGUGCCAGGAGAGGAGAUGGAGGCUGUAGGAUCCACCUCUGGCCCAGCAGGUAAAGGGAUAAAACAACCACAAAAGAUUAAAGCUGGCAGGAAAAGACUGCAUCCAUGGCUGCUCUGUGGCAAUGCCAUGGAUUGAGGGAAAAGUCCCUGUGUGUGCACUGGCUGUUGAGGUCACCAAGGCAGCUUCCCUGGAUACCUGCACUCCUCAAGGCCCACGCACAUCUAGUUUCAAAGCCUAUCUGUAGUCAGUUUUGCACUGUAAAGUGUCUUUGUUUAGUCAACAGAACCACUAAUACAUGUGAUUUUGUUGUUAAUAGAGCUUUAAGAAUUUUAAGUACCUCUUGGGAAUGUGUCAUUUUUGGUUGGCUUUUUCAGGCAUCACAGGGCGCUACGUUUGUCUUUGUAAACAAGCGCUGAAUAAAACAUUUAGCACACAGCCGCACUUUGUACAAGUGUCAUGCAGGUUUCUAAAGUUUCAGAAAGAAUAAAUCAACUGCAAACUGCUGCCUGGCAGUUGACUUCACUCCUUAUAAAUAGCUAAUUUGGACAACUUCCCUCUGCACGUCCCAUGAAAUUCAAAUACUGUGUAUAUGGUUAAUGCAGGCACACAAAUCAGAGCUGCAGCAGCCCCUUUGAUCAGCCUGGGUUGCUACAGAAAUGCCACGGCGAGGGGCAGAUCGGCUCCAGGUUGCCCUCCCUUUCUCCUGGAGGUGAUCCCGGGGAGCACCAGCAGGUCAUUGUGCUCUGCUGCCUGGCCCCAUGGUGACCCAGUUCACUGCCGGCUGGACUGGUUGGCAGCCAUCAUUGCUCAUUGCUCAGGGGAGAAUUAGGUCCAAACUCAGCCAUGAAAAACAACCCUGGAUUUAUAAACCCAGUGGAAAAAAGUAAGGGCUGACUCUGGCUUUGCAGCUCUCGGCACUGGGCAUGGGGUGGGUGCACACCCUUCCCUCCUACCCAGGCACAGUGCUGCUGAUCCAGCCUUGCAGAACCUCCAUGUGGGAUGCAAACUUACCUGAUCCUCCCAGGAGGCUCUCAGCAACACACAGGAUCCAUCCAAGCUACUCCAAAACUCAGCCCAGAGGCCCUAAUCCUGGAAGGUGCUGAGCAACUCAGACUUCUGCCACUCACCUCUGAAUUUUGGCACGUGUUCAGCACAAGCAGGAUCAGUCCCUUGCUGUAAUAAUCAGGGAAUGAGGAACUCAGCUUGACCGAGUUUCCCUCCCACACCCCAACGCAAAAAUGCUGUACAUUCCUUUAUGCAGGUUUCCAUAGAAAUAUUUUUUUGUUGUUGCUGUUAAAGGGGUCAGCAAUGCACUGUACAAUGGGAUCUAGCUGUCAGGAAAUAUGGAGGAAUUCAGGGACACUUUUAACAUCUUCCUGGUGUGACUGGAAGGCAGCAUUAAACUUAGCAUCAUGGAAAUCUCCCAACCAAAGAGAAGAAAAAAGUCCAGAAGAGCCCCAGUAGAAGUUAUGAAGACAUUCUGCUUUGUUGAUCCUAAUUUUAAAUAAGUUAUUUCUUCCCUACUUCCUUUGUUAAAAUAUGAUAUUCUGGCUUUAAUUGCUUCAAUCCUAUUAUUUGUUCCUUUUAGCAAGUGAUUGUGUAGCCCCUUGCUGUGGGGAAAUCCCCUGACUGCGGGUCCGUGUUACUUAGACAAGUCCCCUUUCAGAACUAAAUGCCAUUCUUAGCAUAGGGAAGUACUUUAGGUCUAAAGGGGUUAAGAAGGCCUCCCUGCAUUCAGAAACAUGCAGGGGUCCCACCAUGCCAGUUCCAGCCUUUUGAACUCUUUCCAGCUUUUUUUUCUUGCAACAAAUCUGUCUGACUGCCACCAGGACAUAGGAAGCGUGUGCCUGUCAAAGAAAUCAAGUUUACUUUUUCUGACUUGUUAACAGAGGCAGGGUAUAAAUAGAGCUAACUCUGCUCGCACAAGUAGUGUUUCUCUUAAAAUAAGGGGGUGACUUCCUAGGACCUUUAAUCCAAUGAGGUCCAGACCAAACUGCACUAUCGACAGAGGCAGCAGAGGAGCCUGCUGAAGUUUUUACCGAAGUCAGGUGCAUCUGGGUUCCUCAAAAACUUAAGGCUUACCAAAAAAAAAAAAAAAAAAAAAAAAAAAAAAAGAGCAACCCCAAGAGAACAAGAACUGCUUCAAGCUCGGACACUGCCCUGGAGAAGUUCUGAGAUGUUGUUGGUACUGUUCAGUCGGUGGAUGUGGAUCUUGCUGGGGAAGAGCACUGUCCUCUUGCUUCUGGAGGUGUCUCUGAAAGGGAGAGCCCUACCUCCAAUCCGCUACUCCCACGCUGGGAUAUGCCCCAAUGACAUGAACCCCAACCUGUGGGUCGAUGCUCAGAGCACCUGCAAGAGGGAAUGCGACGCUGACCUGGAGUGUGAGACCUUUGAGAAGUGCUGCCCCAAUGUCUGUGGAACCAAGAGCUGUGUGGCCGCUCGUUACAUGGACAUCAAGGGGAAAAAGGGGCCUGUGGGGAUGCCCAAAGAGGCAACCUGUGACCGCUUCAUGUGCAUCCAGCAAGGCUCAGAGUGUGACAUCUGGGACGGGCAGCCCGUCUGCAAGUGCAAGGACAGGUGUGAGAAGGAACCGAGCUUCACCUGUGCCUCUGAUGGGCUCACCUACUACAACAAGUGCUACAUGGAUGCAGAGGCCUGUAUCAAGGGCAUAACACUGAACGUGGUCACCUGUAGGUACCAUCUCACCUGGCCAAACACCAGCCCUAUCCCCCCAGAAACAACAGCUCGCCCUACCACCGCCUACUCCGAGACAACAGUCGUUGAUAUCUUGCCACCUGUGCUGGUGAACAACCCUGUCCAGCAGUCUGUCUAUGUAGGAGAGACUGUCAGCUUCCUCUGCGAUGUCACAGGGAGACCCAAGCCAGAAAUCACAUGGGAGAAGCAGGUGGAUGGGAAGGACAAAGUCAUCAUGAAGCCAAACCACGUCAGAGGGAACGUGGUGGUCACCAACAUCGCCCAGCUGGUCAUCUACAACACGCAGCUUCAGGAUGCAGGAAUCUACACCUGCACUGCCCAGAACAGCGGUGGCCUCCUCCAGGUGGAUUUCCCUUUGUCAGUCAUCAGAGGAGAGCCCACAUCCAAGGAAGCUUCCCAGAACAAAACACAUUUUCCCACCGAUGAGUGCCUGAAGCAGCCAGACAGUGAAGACUGUGGGGAAGAGCAGACCAGGUGGUACUAUGAUGCCAAGAAAAACAACUGCUUUACUUUCAUCUAUGGGAACUGCAACAGCAACCUCAACCACUUUGAGACCUAUGAGCGUUGCAUGCUAACGUGCAUGAACGGCCCCAUCAACACCUGCAACCUGCCAGCCCUUCAAGGCCACUGCAAGGCCUAUGAGCCCAGGUGGGCCUACAACAGCUUGACAAAGCAGUGCCAGUCCUUCAUCUAUGGCGGGUGCGGAGGCAAUGAGAACAACUUUGAGAGCCGGGAGGCCUGCGAGGAGAUGUGCCCCUUCCCGAAGAACACGCACUGCAAGGCCUGCAAGCCCCGCCAGAAGCUGGUGACCAGCUUCUGCAAAAGUGACUUUGUCAUCCUGGGCCGCAUUACGGAGCUGACCGAAGACCAGGACUCGGGACACGCCCUGGUGACGGUGGAGGAGAUUCUCAAGGAUGAAAAAAUGGGAUUAAAAUUCCUGGGGAAGGAACCACUGGAAAUCACGCUUUUGAACAUGGACUGGAGCUGCCCGUGUCCCAACAUGACCACAGUGGAUGGCCAGCUGAUCAUCAUGGGGGAUGUCCACAAUGGCAUGGCUGUCCUACAGCCAGACAGCUUCGUGGGCACCUCCAGCAUCCGGCGCGUGCGCAAGCUCCGCGAAGUCAUCCACAAGAAAACCUGUGAGCUUUUGAAAGAGUUCCUGGGAUUGCAUUAACCUCCCUCAUACGUGUGAGCUGCCCUGAUCCAUGUGUUAGUAGGGCUAACAAGUGCUAGGCUAGAGCCAAACUAAACACACUGUUUAGGAGGAAGGAAGAUACACUGUAGGAGUUAUGCAGAACCCCUAUUUUAAUCCAUUAAUGAUGCUUAGCAACAACAUAGUUUGGUCUUUGGCAGGCAUGUAAACCAGCAGCAAAAGGCCAUUAAUCUUGCAUUGAAAUCAAUUUGUCCAUAUAGGAGUGCCAUUUAACUAGGUGACUCACUUCAGUAAUUAUACAAUUUUUAUCUAGCUUCCAUCAUAAAUGACAGAAUUCAUAGCAUUUGUUUGGCUAGUUGGUACACAGCUAAGAAAUACGUAAUGUCAAUUUAAUCUCUCAUUUUCAGUCAGGUUUGUCAUUGUAAGUCACACACGGCUCCUUAUAGCAGCACUAAUAUUUCAAGAGAAAAGCCUGUAAAUUAUUGUCUAUAUUUACAAUUGUGCGCAUUUAACCAACCUACACAUUAUGAGUUUGCUUCUUUUAAUUGCAAUUUUCCUUUUUUUUUCCUUUUAAGAACCUCAUUUUUAAAUGGCAACUACUACCUAUCUUGCAAUCCUUACUGGAGGAGAAACUCCCUUGGUUCUGUGCCCAGGACAACAGGUCCCUAUAAAAGCUCAAGGCACAGUCUCACCCUGAAAUGACAUUUCUGUCACCAGAAAAAGGUCAGCAAACACCCUCGUUCCCUAUUUAAGUUUCAAUCAAUAUAAUGUCUAUCACAAAAAGUCCAAACCAGGACAGCAGUGUGCUGCCAGCUGUCUUGCUUUUGAAAAGCCUUUACACCUGAGUAUACACAGCGAUUUAUUGCUUAUUUUCAGUAUCAAUCCUGCUUUUAUAGACGAGAGAGCAAAGUAAGAGGAGUCAGAACAAAAUUCAGCCUAGGAAAGUGAGAUACACAAUCUGCAAACUGCAUUAGGCAGACACAAAGCUCCUGAAUCUGAACUGCACAAACAUAAGCAGACAAAGUGGACACUUUCAAGACCUUUUUAGAGUCUUUCAAACCUCAGAACACACUUUCCACCAGGCCACUGUAUAUAGGUGUAUGAAUGAAUUCCCUAAGACAGCCAGCACAGGCUGUGGGUGGGCGCAGGUGAAUACACAUAGGAUAAAUAAUUUUAACAUUUGUGUGUCCAAAAAAUGUAACAUUUGCCUAUAAAAAAAUCCUUAAAUAAAGAAAAGGCUGAUCCUGGAAACAUCCUGCGGUGCUGAGGAGUGUGAUUGCAGGGAUGAGGGGUGAACACGGCACAGUGAGCCUUGUCACUGCUCCUUGUUCUGUGGGCUCAGCCAAGUGACUGUGGCAGAGCUCAGAGCUUGCUGCCCUGCACAAAGGGCCUGUUGAGGGCUGGAGCAGUGUCAAGACAUGUCUGGGUGAGAAGGAAAGGAGGAAGGGAGGCAGGAAGGUGCAGGCAGUGCUGCCCCAUGGUGCCAUCUAACGGGCUUGCUGCGGGGCAGCCGAGGCUGGCAGGGGAACACCUGUGUCUCUGCAGGCCUGUGGCAAGGGCUGGGGAAGGAGAUUAAACAGGCAGAUGUUGGAUAUCUGCACACCCCCCCAAAGCCUGUGCAUGUUGAGUGUUUGGUAAUUGCAGGGAGGAAAACUCACAGCAAGAGAAACAGCAUCGGAUGUGAGUCCAGCUCUGCUUCCCCUGAUUCCACACUCUGCACCAGCAGCCAAGCCAUGGGUAGAGACCACUGCAGGAUGGAGAACUGGGCUCCUCUCCCUGUGGUUUGGGCUUGGGUUAUUUCUGAAGUGUUCCUGCAACUGGAAUGGAUCUAAAUCUCCAGUUAUUUGGAUAAUUUCACAAGAAGCUGAGUGGGAGGGAGAGAGAGGAGUCUGGACCAGGCUUUGCUGACCAAGAAAAUACCUGCUGGGUUUUUCGUUGUACCUUUCCUAAGUGUAUGUGAUAAAACCUCCAAUUAAAGGCCCAUAAUGU